AUGACGUCCCUCCAAGUCCUCGAUUUGUCAUGGAAUUUUAACGAGGACAUGGUGACCACAAGAAAUCUGGAGAAUCUUUGCAGUUUGGAAAUUCUUGACGUUAGUGUUAAUAAUAUGAAUGGUGAUAUAGCAGUCUUGGUGGAGGCGUUGCCACAGUGUGCAUGGAAACAAUUUCAGGAGCUGCAUUUCGAUCAAAACAUGUUCACUGGAACCCUGCCAAAUUUGUUAGAGAAAUUCACCGACUUGAACACACUUGAACUCUCCAGUAACAGACUCACUGGAGGUAUCCCCUGCAAAAUUGGUGCCCUUACUAAUCUGGUUUCUUUGAACCUAGGAGGCAACUACUUCAGUGACAGUGUACCUUCUGAAAUUGGUGCCCUUACUAAUUUAGCUUCUUUGGACCUAAGCUACAACAACUUCAGUGGUAGGGUACCCUCUGAAAUUGGUGCCCUUACUAAUUUAGCUUCUUUGGACUUAAGCUACAACAACUUCAGUGGUAGGGUACCUUCUGAAAUCGGUGCCCUUACUAAUUUAGCUUAUUUGGACCUAAGGUACAACAACUUCAGUGGUCUGAAGGAUAAGGUCCCUGAUUGGUUUUGGUCUACCUUUUCAUAUACCAAGUAUCUGGACGUCUCUUACAACCAAAUAAGUGCCAGCUUGCCGGCACACUUGCCUGACAUGUCUUUUGAAGUACUCAACCUUAGAUCAAACCAGUUCACCGGACCAUUACCAUGUCUACCCAGAAACAUCACCAUAUUAGACAUCUCCGCCAACACAUUUUCUGGAAGACUGCCAUCAUAUCUUGAAGCUCCAAAACUUAGUUCAUUGCUUAUCAAUUCAAAUAAAUUUGGUGGUGACAUUCCAGAAUCUAUAUGCAAAUCGAUCUAUUUGGAAUGUCUUGAUUUUUCAAACAAUAUUUUGGAGGGAAAAAUCCCACAGUGCUUUGUGGUCGAAUUAAUCAAGUACCUUCUGUUAAGCAACAACAGUUUAUCAGAUUUAACUGCGGUAAUACAUCAUGCUUCUGCUAAUGAUGGUCAAUUUGGAGAUAUCCUGUCAAUAGUUACAAAAGGGCGACAACUUUCAUAUGGAGGCACCCUUGCAUAUUUUGUGGGCAUUGAUUUAUCAGAAAACUUAUUAACUGGUGGAAUUCCAGCAGAUAUCACUUCCCUUGAUGCAGCAACAAGUUUAAAUUUAUCAUCCAACCAUCUCAGUGGAAAGAUACCUAAGGAGAUUAGUGCCUUGCAUUCAUUGGAAUCUCUUGACCUCUCGAUGAACAAGCUUUCUGGUGAAAUCCCAUCAAGCUUAUCAAGUUUAACAUCCUUGAGUUACUUGAACUUGUCCUACAACAAUUUAUCUGGAAGGAUACCCUCAAGCCACCAACUUGACACCCUCGAUGGCAACCCAGCACUUAUGUACAUUGGCAACAGUGGACUUUGUGGGCCUCCUCUCCAGAAGAAUUGUUCAGGAAAUGAUACGGGCACUAAUCAUGUUGGAAGCAGCAACCAUGAGGAAUUUGAGCUGAUGACCUUCUAUUUUGGUCUUGUCCUGGGACUUGUGGCGGGGCUUUGGAGUGUGUUCUCUGCAGUUUUGUUCAAGAAGGCAUGGAGGACUGCGUAUUUUCAACUCUUUGAUGAGAUGUAUGAAGAAUCUAUGUAUAUGUGGUUGUGA
Messenger RNA from Aegilops tauschii subsp. strangulata, 1668 nucleotides. The record is from RefSeq and is a predicted model, not a curated record. NCBI's taxonomy places the organism in Eukaryota, Viridiplantae, Streptophyta, Magnoliopsida, Poales, Poaceae.